Messenger RNA from Cylas formicarius (sweet potato weevil), 1391 nucleotides. Its product is annotated as N-lysine methyltransferase KMT5A-A-like. Gene Ontology annotation, molecular function: protein binding; histone H4K20 methyltransferase activity. The coding region runs from base 460 to 1044 and encodes 194 amino acids. The record is from RefSeq and is a predicted model, not a curated record. The transcript has 3 exons. NCBI's taxonomy places the organism in Eukaryota, Metazoa, Arthropoda, Insecta, Coleoptera, Brentidae.
AUUUUGUACUAGUUACAUAGUUCCGCAAUAGAAAUUUGCGUAAAAACAUUACACAUGAAACUUGUCUCAAAGGGGAUGGGUGACGUCACUACGGAAAUAAAUCGUCAAGGUAACUUUUCCUUGCUGUACACUUAUAGCUCAUGAAGUUUUUGUGUUGUGCCUUUAUUUAUCUUUAGUUUUAACGCUCUUUAUAAUUACUUGUGAUGCGUUUGUAAUAACAAAAGAUGUCGGCUCUGUCAGCGUACCCUAUUGGUAAAUAAUAUGCAUGUAAGAAAACGGUUCCAUUGAAAUAUUCUUACCUCAGGGCAUUUGUUCAGUGGUUGUUGGUAAACAAUAAUGCCAUGUCUGACACAUUUUGGAAAUAAUUAGUUAUAAUUUACGGGAGCUCCGGUGCAAGUUAGUAUUUUAAAUUUGACAAUGAUCCUUUAAUAUAUUAGCAGACUCCGUUAUUGGACAAAAAUGGUCAAAGCGGGAUUUAACAAGCAAAAGUCCCUUUUGCACGUCAAUAGAGAUAACCACAAGCUUACCGAAUACUUCCCGAUUAGACGAUCUAUUAGGAAAACCAAGAAACACGUAUUACGAGAACAGCAGACAUGGCUAGAAAAUGUUAUAAGGAGAGAAACCGAAGAAGGUCUGGAGAUUCGACACGUCGAAGAUAAAGGAAGAAGCAUUUUUGCAACCAGAGACUUUGCAAAGGGUGCCUUUGUAGUUGAGUACAGUGGGGAUUUCAUAAGUAUUGCUGAAGCCAAUGAACGGGAGGACCAAUACUCACAAGACGAAAGUACAGGUUGCUAUAUGUAUUAUUUCAAAUAUAACGACCAGCAGUUUUGCAUCGACGCUACUAAAGAAUCUGGGAGAAUGGGUCGCCUUAUCAACCAUUCUCGCACAAACAGCAAUCUGUUCACAAAGACUGUCAUGGUUGACGGUUUGCCUAGGCUCGUGCUGUUUGCCAAGGAGAAUAUAAAGAAAGGGGAGGAGUUGCUGUAUGAUUAUGGAGAUCGUGCAAGGGAGUCUCUACAAAACCACCCAUGGUUGAAGUAUUAAUUUUUCAUUUCAUGAAUUAUUCCUUUGUCAUGUUUGUACAAAAAUCACAUAGUUUUUCUUAGAUUGUGCAGCUUUAUUUCAGUAUUUAUUUGUAGGUUAGGUAACAGUUGAAAAUAUUGAUAAUUCAUUUUAUAUAAAUUUAGACAUGAAAUUAGAACUGAAGACAUUAUGGUGAAUAUGGAAUGCCCAAGUGUAUCUCUUGUUUUAAAAUUGUAAAUUUAUAUUUAAUUUUUAUUAACAAUGUAAUACAGUACUUAUUAGUGCUUUUAUUACUUUAAAAUUUAUAGCGAUUUUUUAAAAUCUGUAAUGACAUUUUUUUAAUAGACAGGAGUAAAUUGUUUCUUUCA